AUACAAUCCUACACAUGAACUGCUCUUAAUCUUGCCAUUGCCUUUAGAUCAAUUCCUCUAUUCUUUUAGCUGAUAUCGAUAUCAUACCCAGCCAUGCUGUCCAGAUCCCUGAAAUCCAAGGGAUCUCUUCCUUGGGUGCGACAAGGACUUCCUUGCAUUGGCCGUCGCUAUCUAGCUGAUGUGGUCGAUGUGAAGAAUAUCCCAAAUGAAAACGAUAAACCAUUCCAAGUCCCCAUCUCAGAAAAGAGCUUCGAAACUUAUCACUUCGAUCCUCCCCCGUACUAUUUGGAGACGACCAAGAACCAACUCAAGAAAUUGUUUCAAGACAUGACCACAGUAAGACGCAUGGAAAUGGCCGCAGAUAAUCUCUACAAACAACAGAAAAUCCGCGGGUUCUGCCAUCUAUCAACAGGCCAGGAAGCAGUCGCAGUCGGUAUCGAACACGCAAUUACCAAAACCGAUAAACUCAUCACGGCCUAUCGCUCACAUGGCUUCACAUUGAUGCGUGGAGGUACUAUCAGGUCUAUAAUUGGCGAGCUGCUAGGACGACAGGAUGGAAUCUCGUAUGGAAAAGGAGGCUCGAUGCAUAUGUUCUGUGAGAGCUUCUUCGGGGGAAAUGGAAUUGUGGGAGCGAGUGUUCCACUGGGCACUGGGAUCGCUUUUGCGCAGCAGUAUGCCGAUAGAAACAAUGUCACGCUGAACCUCUAUGGCGAUGGAGCGGCGAAUCAAGGACAGGUUCAUGAGUCUUUUAACCUGGCAAAGCUGUGGGAAUUACCCGUGAUAUUUGGCUGCGAGAACAACCAAUACGGCAUGGGAACCUCCGCCGAAAGAGCAUCCGCCAUGACAGACUACUACAAGCGCGGCCAAUACAUCCCCGGACUACGAGUCAAUGGAAUGGACGUCCUCGCUGUCAUGGCCGCCGUCAAGCACGGCAAAGAAUACGUCACGGCAGGCAACGGCCCACUCGUCUACGAGUAUCACACAUAUCGAUACGCAGGACACUCCGUAUCAGACCCCGGAAUCUCAUAUCGAACCCGAGACGAAGUGCAAUCGCAGCGCUCAAACGACCCGAUAUCCAACCUGAAAGCCAGGAUGAUCGAAUGGGGUGUCUUUACCGAAGAAGAGGCCAAAUCAAUUGAUAAAGAAGUCCGGCAAAUGGUCAACAAGGAAGUGGAAGCGGCAGAAAAGAUGCCUGAACCGGAGCCCAGCUUCGACGUUCUCUACCAAGAUAUCUAUGUCCGAGGCAGUGAGCCUCACCAACGACGGGGAAGGACGAUUGAUGAGACGAUUUACCAGAGCUGAUGAUGAUUGCAAGUACAUUAAUUCCAUCAUAAUGAUUAUCUAAUUCAAUGUGUAUAUAAAGUAUGUCAGACCAAUCGUAAGAAUCCCAUAAUAACCAGAAUUAUCAUUGUUCG
Messenger RNA from Aspergillus wentii DTO 134E9, 1415 nucleotides. Its product is annotated as putative pyruvate dehydrogenase E1 component alpha subunit. Gene Ontology annotation, biological process: pyruvate decarboxylation to acetyl-CoA. Gene Ontology annotation, cellular component: intracellular membrane-bounded organelle. Gene Ontology annotation, molecular function: pyruvate dehydrogenase (acetyl-transferring) activity. Bases 94 to 1302 code for a protein of 402 amino acids. Lineage: Eukaryota; Fungi; Ascomycota; Eurotiomycetes; Eurotiales; Aspergillaceae. The record is from RefSeq and is a predicted model, not a curated record. The transcript is spliced from 4 exons.